CAAGCAAACGCAGGAGAUUCGAGCUGGGCAUGUCAGCUGGACUCUGAAAAUAUUGAGUAACAUCGCAGAGAUGCCAGUGUUUGACGUCUCCUGACCAAGCUCCAGACAUGGUCGCAAUGCAUGAUUCCAGAUCUGAUCACGGCCUUGGCCUCGUCGCAGACUUGGGGACAGAUCGGCUAAUGGCAGAGAGAGCUGCAUUUGGCAUCCGUCCUUCUAUUCUGUUCUGCGCCCCACUUGCAGGAGCUCGAGGUCAUGAUACUUUGUAUCUCACCUGCCGACGGUCACUUUUUAAAAGUCCCACCAACGCUCGCUUUCUUGUCACCCAAAGACUCCCAUCUUACAGUCACUCGCUUGCUAUCGAGUUUAGGGCAAUAUAUUUGUUCGAGUCCCCGGCACAACCUGAGCUCGCUCUGUCGUUACUUCGAUACCCCGCCCUGCAGUCGUUCUAAUUACCAUAAUCAUUACUGCCUUUUGCUAUUGCGACCCACGAGAAGAACGAGCCAGAUAUGCGUACGGUCAAGUCUGCUGUGCUCUUCUUGUCGGCUCUCUCGCCGGCGGUUCUUGCUCAGACCUUCUCGAGCUGCAAAGAUGAUUUGCCUUCAUGCCCUGUCGACCCCGCCCAGAAAAACCCAGUCCUAGAUGCGAACUUUGGUUCUGGCGGUACCCCACCGGCAGGGUGGAAGCAAUCGGCGUGCAAAGGGAAGGCGACAUAUGAUUCCAACGGUGUUAGCCUCACCGUUGCUGAGUCAGGUGACUGCCCAGCUUUGGAGACGGAAGACUACUUCUUCUUUGGCAUGGUUGAGGUGAAAAUGAAAGCAGCACCGGGCGCCGGAAUCGUCUCCUCAAUUGUCAUGGAGAGCGAUGCCCUCGACGAGAUUGAUUGGGAAUUCAUCGGCGGAGAAAAUUACCGCGUCCAAUCGAAUUAUUUCGGCAAGGGUGAUACUUCCUCGUACGACCGUAUGGUGUACAUUCCAGUCAGUGAUCCACAGAACCAGGCUCAUACGUAUGCUGUCAACUGGACCUCGUCGGCCAUCACGUGGUUUGUCGAUGGAGCGGCUGUGCGUACUCUUCUCUACGCCGAUGCCCAAGGUGGCACGCGUUUCCCCCAAACCCCGAUGAAACUAAAGGUUGGAAUCUGGGCUGGCGGCGACCCCACAAAUAAUGCCCCAGGAACUGUUGCAUGGGCCAUGGGCGGCCAGCCGGGCACCACCAAUUAUGCUGACGGCCCGUUCUCCAUGUACGUCGAGAGCGUCAAAAUCGUCAACUACAGCCCAGCAGAUUCCUACACGUAUGGAGACAACUCAGGAACCUGGCAGUCAAUCAAGGUUCAGGGCGGUUCGACUGGCGGUAUUGUCUCCCCUGACCAGAUUGCUGCCGAGCAGAGCACUGUGUCCAGCGCGGCUAUCACAGUGUCAACGGGUUCCGCUCCACCAGUUCAGCCAUUGGCCACGGUGACGGCAAAUAGCACAACCAGUUCCACCUUAGUGACCAGCGUACAGUCAAGCUCAACCAGCGUUGAAACUGCUUCGGCUACCGCACAGUCUGGUUCACCCAGUGUUGCGUCUACAAGUACAACCAGCAGCGUCAGUGCAUCUCAUUCGUCAGGCCCGGUGCAAGCCACCGGCGCGGCGUCAUCGGCCCGCAUCGCAGGCGGAGUUUCUGCCUCAGCCUUGCUGGGAUUCCUGAUGGCUGUAUUUGCGUAAAUGGCCCAAGUUGCAUGUUGGUCUUUCGUCACACAUUGCAUGAGGAAUGUGGAGUUGGGACUGUUGGGUUUUUUAAAGCAUUUUUGUUUAAUGACUUAUAUGUGAUACCUCGAGUGUACAAUACAGGAACAAGCUUUGUCGAGAGAAGAGAACGAAUGAAGAAUUCAAAAUCUGUGCGA
Verruconis gallopava is the source of this 1882-nucleotide messenger RNA. RefSeq lists its product as uncharacterized. Gene Ontology annotation, biological process: carbohydrate metabolic process; fungal-type cell wall organization. Gene Ontology annotation, cellular component: fungal-type cell wall. NCBI's taxonomy places the organism in Eukaryota, Fungi, Ascomycota, Dothideomycetes, Venturiales, Sympoventuriaceae. Bases 507 to 1703 code for a protein of 398 amino acids. Gene Ontology annotation, molecular function: hydrolase activity, hydrolyzing O-glycosyl compounds; glycosyltransferase activity. The record is from RefSeq and is a predicted model, not a curated record. The transcript has 3 exons.